Molecule: messenger RNA, 4438 nt
Organism: Xyrauchen texanus (razorback sucker)
Lineage: Eukaryota; Metazoa; Chordata; Actinopteri; Cypriniformes; Catostomidae
Product: leucine zipper putative tumor suppressor 2 homolog
Exons: 5
Coding region: 584-2473 (629 amino acids)
Biological process (GO): negative regulation of canonical Wnt signaling pathway
Source: RefSeq, a predicted model, not a curated record
GAGUGAGUGUGUGUGUGAGUGUGUGUGAGUGUGUGUGUGUGUGAGUGUGAGUGUGUGUGAGUGUGUGUGUGUGUGAGUGAGUGUGUGUGUUUGUGUGUGUCUUUGAGUGUGUGUGAUAUAAGAAGAGUAUGAGAAGAUGUAAUUACACACACACUCUGAGAUAAAGGCUGGAUUGAUUAUUAAGGGACUUUUAAAGUAACAUUGAUGUGAAACACUGAGCACAAACAGUUUUAUACACACAGCACGCCAAACAUGACAACAUUUACUGCAUAUAUACCGUCUCUUAAAUGAGCAAACACUUUGAAUCUAAUGCAGGCAAACAGUUAUGAUAGAUGAAUCCCUCCGUUUCUGUUUAUCUCUCUCUCUCGCUCUCCACACACACGCACGCACGCACGCACACAAUAUGUCGCUAACAGGAAGUUAUUGAAGGAAUGGAGGUAAAAAUAGCUCCAAAUUCUUCCUGUUCCAUGUGAAAGCUCAUGAAUCAGGAGGUGAUUGUGUUUAACAGACUCAUCGACAGCACUGAGAAGUUUGAUACGGGUUUCCAGAUGUGACUGUUUUCUGAAGUCACCGGUCAACAGUCAUGGCACUAUUCCAGUCUGUCCCGGUGUUCUUUGACCAUCCCGCUCUGGACCCUCGUCGUCACCGGCGCUCCCCGACCGGAGCGAUGUGUGCAGUCAGCAGCCUGAUGCCCAGCCAGAUCUGCUAUCAUGACAGAGCCAGUAUGGGGGUGAGCACCGGUGUCCGCAAGGGCACGCCGGGGUCAGGACGACUGCUGUCAGACUCCUCUAAGGACUUUCUGGUUGGCAGUCGCACCCCGUCCAGUAAGAGGAGGGCUAUUGUGAGCAAAGGGAAGGGCUUUGGUGGUCGUUCGUACUCGCAUGAAGACUUGAUUACAGACUGGGACAGCGAUCAUUCGGAUGUGGGUUUCACUGGAGUGGACGGACCGCCAAAACUCGUCCCUGUGUCUGGACAGUUAGAAACGAACAAUCAUCAGGCCUUGAUCAGACCCACCGCCUUCAAACCCGUCGUCCCCAAGAGUCGUAAUGCAGUGCAGUACCUCUCUCCACGACUAGGGGGCGCUCUAUCCGGCAGUCAGGGCAACCUCAGUAUGUUGUCUCAAGGAGAUGAGGAGCUUGCAUCUGGACCAACGGAACGCCGCGGUUCCUACAGUGGAGCUCGCAACGCUUUGUUCAGCCAGUCUUUUACCAUGACGGACACCGCUCGGACCUCCUCAACAAACAUCCCGUCACAUAACGGCCCCGUGUAUAACCAAAGUGAGCUGACCAAACAUCACGGACACUCCAACUCUGACAGUGGACGCUCCUCGUCCAGUAAGAGCACAGGGUCUCUGGGGGGUCGCUGUCAGCCGCUGUCAGACAUGUGCUUCAGCGGACACUCCCCUCCGCACAUCGAGGUCUACGAGACGAUUGUGAGAGACUUAGAGGAGAAGCUGAGAGAGAGAGACCUGGAACUCCAGCAGCUCCGCGAGAACCUGGAUGACAACAAAGCGGCCAUCUGUCAGGUGUACGAGGAGCGACAGAAGCGCACGGAGCUGGAGAUGGAGGAGUUCAGACAGACCUGUGCAGCUAAGAUGCAGAAGUCGCCUCAGAAAGCGCAGCGAGAUCAACAGUUACUGCAGCUGCAAGCGUUUCAGCUGCAACAGGAGAGGAAGAAACAGCAGGAGGAGUUCACGCAGCUGCUGCAGGAGCGACAGAGACUCGAGGAGCGCUGCGUCUCUUACGAAAGAGAACACGCACAGCUCGGCCCCAGACUGGAGGAGACCAAAUGGGAGGUGUGCCAGAAGUCCGGUGAGAUUUCAUUACUGAAGCAGCAGCUGAGAGACCUGCAGGCCGAUCUGUCUCAGCGUGUCGGGGAACUCGUGACUCUGCGCGGGCAGCUGAGGGACGUACGCGCAGAGCUGCAGACGUGUCAGAGUCACCUGCAGGAGGCGCACACGGCCUCUCGUACCCGAACCCUGGAGCUCGAGGUGUGCGAGAACGAACUGCAGCGUCGCAAGAGUGAAAACGAGCUGCUCAGAGAGAAAAUUAGCCGUCUCGAGGAGUCGUCGUGUAGCCUGCGUGAGGCCCUGAGCGCCACGCACGUCACCGACCUGUCCUCCUACGGAGGGGGCGGGGAGGAGCAGCGGCUGACCGAUGAGAGUGAAGAGUUAAAGGGAUCCAAGCAGCAGAUCGACAGACUGAAGGCGGAGCUUGCUUACGAACGCCAGACUUGGUCCGAUUGGACCGCGACGUUCGAGAGUGACCGGAAGAGUUGGGAAGAGGAGAAAGAGAAAGUGAUUCGAUAUCAGAAACUGUUGCAGCAGAACUACGUUCAGAUGAGCAAACGGAACCGUGCACUGGAGCGAUCUCUGCGUGAACUCAGUCUGGAGCUGGAGUCCAGAGAGCAGGACGACGAUGAAAGCAGCGGUAAUGAAGUCACCUUUGAUGACAUCGCCACCACGGACAUCUAACAUCCGUCUUCAAACACUAAACAUGUAUUAAUCACGCUCUACUGCUAGUACUAGCUUUACAUUAAAUGCAACAAAGAUUGUUUGAGGCCACAGUCCAGUACCGACCCGCUUUAAGACGAUCAUUUAUUAUUCUGGAAUGUGGCACACAAUGAAGCUGCGUUCACACUGCCAGCGACACGCCGCGAUAACAUGAGAGCUGGCGACUUCCGGCAACACGAGCGACAGUCGCCGUCGGCAACCGUCACACACACACACACACUCACACUCACACAAACACUCUCUCACACACACACACACUCACUCACUCACUCUCUCACACACACACACUCACACACACUCAUACACACACACAAACACACUCAUACACACACGCACUCAUACACACACACUCAUACACACACAAACACACACACUCACACACACACGCCUGCCCAGCGAGAGCCAAUGGGAGAGAAGAUGGGAGAGCUCACGUGACCCUAAUAUUUAAUAAUAAUAUUAAUUGUAAAGAAACGGGGCUGUUCAGACUCUCCACACACAGCACUAGCGACCUAACGGUCCGCCACUGGCGACAUGCAGCGCACAGUAGCCGGUGGUGUGAACGCAGCUUGAGUGUUUAAUUAAAUGUACUUUACUGGCAUUCAUGUAUUUGAGGAGCAGCAUUAUUGAGGUAAGAUUCAUGCACUCUGGAUUUCUAGUUUUAUAAACCCUCAUGACGGUUAUAUUUGUACCCAAAUAAAACACUAAAUGCAAUUAAUAAAACAGUAUUUGUAUGAAUGCUUAUGCCUCAGAAGUAGAAAAUCUCGAUUAUUCCCCACAAACUUUGCUUUUGUGAGCAGGAUUGUGAUAUUUUGAAAUGUACUCAUCACACUUCAAGGUGUCCGGCGAGGUCUUGAUGCUGCUGUAAUCCUCUUUGAGGUGCCCCGAGUGUGCCAGGGGAAGAGACGGGCACUUAUUACCAGUAUGGAGCAGCAAAUUCUUGGGAUGGCGAACUUCAUGGCUCUCUUUUCAAUUGUGCAUCUCAGCUUCCAGAAGUUGUUUUGCAGCCCGCAGGUGAAAUGAGGUGCCAAGAGUUUGUCUGUAUCACUGACAGUCAUGCCGAAAUAUGCCUUGUAGCCACACACACACAUACUCACACUCACACUCACUCACAAACACACACACACUCACAAACACACACUCUCACACACACAAACACACACACACACACACUCACACACACACAUACACACACACACACUCACAUACACUCACUCACACACACACUCACACACACUAACACACACACUCUCACUCACACACUCACACACACACACUCACUCACACACACACACACUCACAUACACUCACUCACACACACACACACACACACUAACUCACAUACACUCACUCACACACACACUCACACACACUAACACACACACUCUCACUCACACACUCACUCACAAACACACACUCACAAACACACACACACACACACACACUCACACACACACUCACACACACUAACACACACACUCUCACUCACACACUCUCACACACACACACUCACACACACUCUCACACACUCACUCACACACACACACACUCACAUACACUCACUCACACACUCACUCACUCACACACACACACACACACACUCACAUACACUCACUCACACACACACUCACACACACUAACACACACACUCUCACUCACACACUCACUAAUAUUUCAGUAUUUUGAGUACAGUCGAUUCAUUUCCGAUGGUCGGUCAUUUUUGACUGGGAACACAAGUGUAACAAAGUGAAAUAAAACCAAUAAAAUGUGUUUUCAGAGUCCAUAUGUGAACAAAGUCAAGUAAUCAUGUGGGGUAAUCAUGUGGGGUAAUCAUGAGGGGUAAACAUGAGGGGUGAACAUGAAGGGUGAACAUGAGGGGUAAUCAUGAGGGGUGAACAUGAGGGGUAAUCAUGAAGGGUGAACAUGAGG